Molecule: messenger RNA, 1654 nt
Organism: Melospiza georgiana
Lineage: Eukaryota; Metazoa; Chordata; Aves; Passeriformes; Passerellidae
Gene: TFCP2L1
Product: transcription factor CP2 like 1
Exons: 15
Coding region: 1-1428 (475 amino acids)
Biological process (GO): regulation of transcription by RNA polymerase II
Cellular component (GO): nucleus
Molecular function (GO): RNA polymerase II cis-regulatory region sequence-specific DNA binding; DNA-binding transcription activator activity, RNA polymerase II-specific
Source: RefSeq, a predicted model, not a curated record
AUGCUGUUUUGGCACACGCAGCCGGAGCAUUACAACCAGCACUCGACCGGCAGUUACCUGCGAGAUGUGCUUGCGCUGCCCAUCUUCAAGCAGGAGGAGCCGCAGCUGUCUCCUGAGAACGAUGCCAAGCUGCCCCCCUUUCAGUACGUCCUCUGCACAGCCACCUCCCCCGCCGUGAAACUGCACGAGGAGACUCUGACCUACCUCAACCAAGGUCAGUCUUAUGAAAUCCGUCUACUUGAGAAUAGGAAAUUGGGAGAGUUUCAAGAUUUAAACACAAAAUAUGUAAAGAGCAUAAUUCGUGUGGUUUUCCACGACCGCCGCCUGCAGUACACGGAGCAUCAGCAGCUCGAGGGCUGGAGGUGGAGUCGGCCUGGGGACCGCAUCCUUGAUAUAGAUAUCCCGCUGUCAGUUGGUAUCUUGGAUCCCAGGGCUAGCCCGACCCAGUUGAACACUGUUGAAUUUCUCUGGGAUCCAUCAAAGAGGGCUUCAGCAUUCAUUCAGGUACAUUGCAUCAGCACAGAGUUUACUCCACGGAAACAUGGAGGAGAGAAGGGGGUGCCCUUCCGGGUGCAAAUCGACACCUUUAAGCAGAAUGAAAAUGGUGAAUACACAGAACACUUGCAUUCUGCAAGCUGCCAGAUCAAAGUGUUCAAGCCUAAAGGAGCAGACAGAAAACAGAAGACUGACAGGGAAAAAAUGGAAAAGAAGACCACCCAAGAGAAGGAGAAGUAUCAGCCUUCCUAUGAGACAACUAUUCUCACAGAGUGCUCUCCCUGGCCAGAUGUGCCUUAUCAAAUGAACAAUGCUCCAUCUCCAAGCUACAACAGCUCUCCCAACAGCUUCAACCUUGGAGAUGGCAACAGUUCUCCAACCCACCAAAUGGAGCUCCUGCCUCCCACCAAUGAUCAUCUCCUUCCUUCUGCUUCUAUUCAAGAUGCCCAGCAGUGGCUUCAUCGUAAUAGGUUCUCUCCAUUCUGUAGACUCUUCUCAAGUUUUUCGGGUGCCGACUUACUGAAGAUGUCCAAAGAAGAUUUUGUUCAAAUCUGUGGGCCUGCUGAUGGAAUUCGGCUCUUUAAUGCAAUUAAAGGAAGAAGUGUGAGGCCCAAGAUGACAAUUUAUGUCUGUCAAGAACCAGAGCAAAACAGGUCCCAUCUCCACCAAAAACGAGAAAAUGGAGAUGGCAGUCUUUGUGUGUAUCAUGCAAUCUUCUUAGAGGAGCUGACCACGCUGGAGUUGCUGGAGAAGAUUGCAAACCUGUACAGCAUUUCUCCACAGCAGAUCAACCGCAUCUACCGGCAGGGACCCACGGGCAUCCACGUCCUAGUGAGCAAUGAGAUGGUGCAAAACUUCCAAGACGAGUCCUGUUUUGUUAUCAGUACAUUGAAAGCUGAAAGCAAUGAUGGGUACCACAUCAUUUUAAAAUGACCGUGCUGCACAGAGAGACUUUAACGGCCUAAAACUUAGUGCCUCACUGAGAUUGCUACAACCUAGACUGGAAACACAAAGAACCUUCUGGAUAAAUGCUCCUGUGAACUAAGAAUUACCAAACAGCUUAAGAAAAAACUUGCUUUUACAGAUAGAAAUUUUUGGUGGGGUGUGAUUUUGGUGGGUUUGGUUUCAUUUUUGUUUUGGUUCUUUUGGUUUUUUUAAG